CCGGGCGUGCAUUGUGUGUAUGCAAAGCAUCGCCGGGCUCCCGGGGCAGCUCGAGCCGGGGACUCGGCGGCUGCUGCGGCGGCUGCGGCUGGCGCUGGGGUGUAUAUAUGCUGCUGCUGCUGCUGCCACGGGUGCCACCGCCCGAGACUGAGCCCAGCGCUGUCAUGCUCCUGCCGUGGGGCGGGCGGCAGCGUCGUCCUGUCGCUAUAUAAGCGCGAGCGGAGGGGCCACCCGGAGGGGCUGAAAAUGAAGGUGCCCGCGCAUGGGCCGCCGCUGAUUGCCAACCCCUCCCGAGCUCGCUCCCGGCGUGGAGCCCGAGGCCGCCGAGGACCCGCCUUCGCCGCAGUAGCAGCAGGAGCAGCGACGCGGACAGCAGCAGCUGCGGCGGCGGUGGCGGUGGCGCCCCUCCCGCCAGCGCGUAGAGCGGCGGCGACUCCGGGGCCGCCGCUGGCCCCGCUGCCAUGAGUUGUGCGGAGGUGAUGUAUCACCCCCAGCCGUAUGGAGCGCCCCAGUAUCUGCCCAACCCCGUGGCAGCUGCAACCUGCCCCACAGCCUGCUAUCAUCCGGCGCCCCAACCUGGCCAGCAGAAGUUAGCGGUAUACAGCAAGAUGCAGGACUCACUGGAAGUCACGCUUCCCAGCAAACAAGAGGAGGAGGAGGAGGAGGAGGAUGAGGAGGAGGAGGAGGAGAAAGACCAGCCUGCCGAGAUGGAGUACCUUAACUCUCGCUGUGUCCUUUUCAAUUAUUUCCAGGGAGACAUUGGGUCAGUAGUGGAUGAACACUUCUCAAGAGCUUUGGGCCAAGCCAGCACCUUGCAUCCAGAAUCUGCCAUUUCAAAAAGCAAGAUGGGGCUAACCCCCCUAUGGCGAGACAGCUCAGCUCUCUCAAGCCAGCGGAGUAAUUUUCCGACUUCCUUUUGGACCAGCUCUUACCAGCCCCCACCUGCACCCUGUUUGGGGGGAGUUCAUCCUGACUUCCAAGUCACUGCACCCCAUGCCACCUUUACAACAACAGACCCCAACUCUUGGCCAGGACAUGGUCUGCAUCAGACUGGCCCUGCCCCACCCCCUACUGUGUCCGAGUCCUGGCACUAUCCUCUGGCAUCUCAGGUGAGCCCGUCCUACAGCCACAUGCAUGACAUGUACAUGCGGCAUCACCACCCUCACGCCCACAUGCAUCACCGCCACCACCAUCACCACCACCACCACCCAGCUGCUGGUUCUGCCCUGGAUCCCGCAUACGGGCCCCUGCUAAUGCCAUCAGUGCGUGCUGCCAGGAUUCCUGCUCCCCAGUGUGACAUCACAAAGACAGAUCCGACGACUGUCACCACUGCUACCUCAGCAUGGGCUGGAGCCUUUCACGGGACAGUGGACAUCAUGCCAAGUGUGGGCUUUGAUACAGGUCUUCAGCAUCAGGACAAGAACAAAGAAUCAGCUUGGUACUGAAGCAUGGUAUUAGCAGACCCUAUUGCAGCCUGAAUCCCAGGUCCCAUUGGGAAAAGAUGCCAUGGGGAUUUCCUAUCCAGCAAUGGGACACAGGAAACAUGGAUGGAGAAGAGGACAUAUGAGGCCAUUGUCUUUCGAUUUGAACCUUUUCUGGAGAAAACAGAGUGGGUCCUAGUCAUUGAGGAGAAGCGUUUCGUCUGUUUUCCCUCAUCUGAGCCUUUGUCAGCUGAGCGACGUCUCAUUUUACUCACCUUUUACCAGUACAUUGGGUAGUUUUUGUUUGUUUCUUCUUUUUUCUUUUGGAACCAGCCGCCUUGUCAAAAGAUGAGCCACCAAAAGAAAAUGCUCAUUCUUUCAGGAAAACCAUUUUGUAGCUCUCUCUUCAUCUAUUUUUUUGUAGAAAUACAGAAACUUUGGUUGAGCAUGGAGGGGAUAUUUUGGAGGGAUGUAAUUUUUUUUUUUAAAAUAUUGUAACAGUUGUUGAGUUCUGUUUAAAGAACUUGCUCUCAGAAAAGCACUGGCCAAAACUUGUUGAAGCACAGAUCUUCAAAGUGUCGGCAGUGUUCUGGGUCUGUGCUUCCGAGGGUACCUCAAGGGUUUCAGCCUGUAACAGGGGCACUGCCAUAGACAAACCAGUGCAGCGAUGCAUUUAUAUUGAAUCUCAGUGAAGAUUUAAUUCCAUGCUAUCUCCCUUAGUUUGCAGACACAUAUGUGCAGCUUGAAAAGGCACUUUCUUUGGAAGGGCCACAAAUGAUAGGGUAUUUUAUUACUUUGAUGUCUCCCAAAGAGUUCUAGGAGGUUGGCUAACAAGAAAGUUUAGGUUAAUGAACUCAAACUUUACAGUCCAUCCCAUCUUAAUAAUUUAGAAGAGAGCUUAUGCAUAGCUCAACACAGGAAAGACAAUGCAUUUAGCCAUGAUACCUGUGGAUACCAGUAACUGAUUUUUUCUAAUUUCUAACCACUCAUUUGUGGCAGUUUUGGAAGUCAUACUUUGAAUGAAUUCAUUUCCUGGAAUGAAUUCAAAUGAGCCAUAAUAGGAGAGGACGUAGACACGUGACAGAGUGCUGACUGUCCCUCACCAUUGUGACCUGAUAAGUCAUGGAUUCUGUAUGUAAUGUUAUAAUUGGAGGAUUUGGCAAUAUUUUAAUUUUCUUCUAAGUGUAAUUAGUUUCUUAAAAAUUACAGAGAAGUAAAAGGGGCAAUAGAUUUAAGUUUAUACUUUAAUUACAGAAACUGGAUUAGAAAUGGGAAGCUUGAGAAGUGAGCCUCGCAUGGCACACAGAUAAAAAGAAAGUGAUGUUGGGAUUAACCUUAAGAGAUUAGGCCAAGGUUGGGAUUAUGAAGGGAGUGCUGACUACCAAAUCAAAGACACAGUCUGUUCUUCCUCUCAGUUGCUCCCAGCCCUCGUUGACAUUGGAAGUGAUUGUAGUGCUGAUGCUCUCAUUUGAUAAUGUUUUACAAAUUUCCCCAUCUCUCUCAACCCACACGAAACAGAAUGCUGAGAAACGUGCUACUUUCUGGUUUUAAUUGUGUACGUCAUGGGUGUGAAUACUUUACACAUUAACGACCAAACAAGCGGUUCAGCAGAAUUCUCACAGCUCAUUUCCUGAUAUUUUCCUUGGCUGUAUCGGGGACAUUAGCUUCUCCUCCAGCUGCAUUUGCAUUAUAAACCCAUGUCCUUGCUUGUC
Messenger RNA from Peromyscus maniculatus bairdii (prairie deer mouse), 3133 nucleotides. RefSeq names its product vestigial like family member 3 (gene Vgll3). Gene Ontology annotation, cellular component: nucleus. The record is from RefSeq and is a predicted model, not a curated record. Lineage: Eukaryota; Metazoa; Chordata; Mammalia; Rodentia; Cricetidae. Gene Ontology annotation, biological process: regulation of DNA-templated transcription.